UCCACGUGGUGCCAGGCAGGCGGCGGCGGUUGCCGGGGCGACGGCUGGACGAGGGGCGACCGGGCAGGGUAGGCGCAUGUGCCCGCGUCAGAGCAGCAGAGACUUCUGCUGUGAGAAUUAACAGUAACGGUUCAAUAUGGGGGACAUUCUGGCUCAUGAAUCAGAAUUACUUGGACUAGUGAAAGAGUAUUUAGAUUUUGCCGAAUUUGAAGACACCUUGAAAACAUUUUCAAAAGAAUGCAAAAUAAAAGGAAAACCGUUAUCUAAAUCAGCAUGUGGCUCUUUAAGGGACUCCAAAUCAUCGAUAAUCCAGAAGGACCUCCUUGCUGCGUUUGACAGUGGAGACCAGAAGGUGUUCUUCGAAUUGUGGGAGGGGCACAUUCCCAGUUCCAUCCGGGCUGGCGACUCCCUCGCCCAGAAGUUGGAAUUCUACCUACACAUCCAUUUUGCCAUCUAUCUUCUGAAACACUCCACAGGGAGACCUGACAAAGAGGAACUGGAUGAAAGGAUUUCUUAUUUCAAAACCUACCUGGAGACCAAAGGGGCAGCGCUGAGCCAGACCACGGAGUUUCUCCCUUUCUAUGCCCUGCCUUUUGUUCCCAAUCCCAUGGUCCACCCCUCAUUUAAAGAGCUUUUCCAGGAUCCUUGGACUCCAGAAUUAAAGUUGAAGUUGGAAAGGUUUCUGGGUUUAAUUUUUAAAGCCAGUAACACGCCGAAGCUUUUAACAUUAUAUAAGGAGAAUGGACAAAGCAACAAAGAAGUGUUGCAGCAACUCCACCAGCAGCUGAUAGAAGCUGAGCGUAGGUCAAUGACGUACUUGAAACGGUACAAUAAGAUCCAGGCGGACUACCACAAUCUCAUCGGAGUCACGGCAGAGCUGGUGGAUUCUCUGGAGGCCACAGUCAGUGGCAAGAUGAUCACCCCCGAGUACCUGCAGAGCGUCUGCGUCCGCCUCUUCAGCAACCAGAUGCGGCAGAGCCUGGCGCGCAGCGUGGACUUCACGAGGCCCGGCACGGCUUCAACCAUGUUAAGAGCCUCCUUGGCACCCGUGAAAUUGAAGGAUGUCCCAUUACUGCCCUCCUUGGAUUAUGAGAAACUGAAGAAGGAUUUGAUUUUGGGGAGUGACCGCUUGAAAGCCUUUUUGUUGCAGGCUCUGCGCUGGCGCUUGACCACAUCGCACCCUGGAGAGCAGAGGGAGACCGUUCUGCAGGCCUACAUCAGCAACGACCUCUUGGACUGUCACAGCCAUAGCCAGAGGAGUGUGCUGCAGCUGCUGCACUCGAAGAGCGAGGUGGUACGGCAGUACAUGGCCAGGCUCGUCAACGCUUUUGCAUCCCUGGCAGAAGGUCGCCGCUACCUUGCCCAGAACACAAAGGUGCUGCGGAUGCUGGAAGAGAGGCUGAAGGAGGAAGACAAGGACGUCAUCACUCGGGAGAACGUUCUCGGGGCCUUGCAGAAGUUCAGCCUCAGGCUGUUUCAUCCUAGGCGCCCACUGCAGACAGCGAUGAUUCAAGAUGGCCUCAUCUUCUGGCUGAUUGACGUCUUGGAGGAGCCUGACUGCCUGUCAGACUACACGCUCGAGUACUCGGUGGCCCUGCUCAUGAACCUCUGCCUCCGGAGCACAGGGAAGAACAUGUGUGCCAAGGUGGCGGGCCUCGUGCUGAAAGUUCUUUCGGAUCUGCUCGGCCAUGAAAACCGCGAGAUACAGCCGUAUGUGAAUGGAGCUCUAUACAGCAUCCUUUCUAUUCCAUCCAUUCGUGAAGAAGCAAGAGCAAUGGGAAUGGAAGACAUCCUUUGCUGCUUCAUCAAAGAAGGCAACGCUGAAAUGAUCCGCCAGAUUGAAUUUAUCAUCAAGCAGCUUCGUUCAGAAGAGCUACUGGACGGUGUUCUUGAAUCUGAUGAUGACGAAGAUGAAGAUGAUGAAGAGGACCAUGACACUAUGGAAGCCGAUCUGGACAAAGAUGAACUGAUCCAGCCCCAGCUUGGAGAGCUCUCAGGCGAGAAGCUGCUGACCACGGAGUACUUGGGAAUCAUGACCAACACGGGGAAGGUGAGGCGGAAGGGGGCGGCCGGCGUGCAGUGGGGCGGCCCUGAGCCCCUGUGCCGGCCCAUCACUCCCGGCGGCCACAGGACCGGGUACCCAGCGCUGGAAGACCAUCCCAUCUCUCCCCAGAUGGCCAAACAUGCCAGAAACAGCUGCCUCCCGUCUCUGCCAAAUGCCCACCGUCCAGUCUGCAAGGGGGUCAUGCCUGGUCCUGAGCCUUGCACUUCCUCCUCAUCCACCAUCGAUGCCAAGUCGGGAGAGCGGUUGCCAGCAGGACGUCAGGGAGAGCCUCACCUGCCCCCAGCGGGGGGCCUGAGCCAGCCUAGGGAGGUGCCCUGUGCCCUGGACAGUGGCGAGACCACCAGGGAGUUUACACCAGGCUUCGCCUACAAGCCCCGGGCCCCCUGCAGCCCGGAGAUCCUGGACCUGAACCCACCCAAGGCCAAGGCAUCGGCUCUGGCCCCUCAUUUCUCCUCGUGUGGCCCACAGCAGGCCAGCCGCCCCGGCUCCACGGCGUCCGCCACGAGGAGCCUGCAAACUUGCCUAGAUUUUCUUCUCCAGGCGGCCAGUCUUCCAGGAAGUGAGGAUGGGUUCUUCCCCGGUGUCACCAUCCCGUUGCCCAGUGACCAGCCAACUUCCUGCCCUCAGCCAGCCAGCAGCUGCAGGUGACAGAUGUGAAGAGACAGUUGUCAGUGAGCCGCCAGGUGGCUUCAGGGGCUGAGGGGGACAGCCCUCCAGGCAUCCAGGACCAGGCCCACCACAGCCCAUGCCCCAGGGUCCUGCCACCGCCCUUCCUGCCCGCCCUCCCCCUGGCACCCAGCUGGGGGGGCAGCACAGCCAAAUCCAUGAGCCUGUCCAUCUCGUCCGUCUCGGGAGCUUCUGCGGAGGAGCCGGAGCCAGACCUCUCGGCCGGAGACGGGACCCUGGCCUCGGCGGAAACUGGCCCCCCUCACCCAGACCGAGUAUGAGGAAACAGAAGGGACUGAGAGUAACAGAAACUCAUUCUCAAGCCCGCUGCCUGAGCAGCAGACUUCGUAUUUUCUUCCUCUUUUAAAAUCUGGUAAGAAUGUGGUGUGUUCCCCUCUCUGGCUGGGAAUAUGGCUAUUCCAAGGCAGCCCCGUGCUUCUGCACGUGUGUUUUAAGGACUCAGAGCGCUGACCAGUUUAAAGCCAUUUCCCUCCCUCCAUUAAGACCAUAAGCACAAAUAGUGCCACAGGCAGUGUGACUGUCCCCCGCUGGUGGAGGCCUGUACUCGCUUCUUGCCGAGGGUGCCCUCAGGGCCCACGUCUGAGGACAGAGGAAGAAACUUCACUGCAGAGCCAGGAAUGUUACUCAAGCUAGUCGCAGGGUCUGACCUCUUCUAAAACACAAAUAUUGAAAUAAAAUUAUCAGUAUUUAGAUGGUACGUGUGUGUGUGUGUGUGAAUAAAAUCACAUGCUGCCCCCCAGGCAGUCCGUCUGCCCUGGCCAUGCCCAUUAGUGGAGACAUUACUGUGGCCCCACUGGACGUAAAUAAAGG
Globicephala melas (long-finned pilot whale) is the source of this 3562-nucleotide messenger RNA. It is a transcript of the gene ARMC9, whose product is annotated as armadillo repeat containing 9. Gene Ontology annotation, molecular function: protein binding. Gene Ontology annotation, cellular component: centriole; ciliary basal body; ciliary tip. The record is from RefSeq and is a predicted model, not a curated record. NCBI's taxonomy places the organism in Eukaryota, Metazoa, Chordata, Mammalia, Artiodactyla, Delphinidae. Gene Ontology annotation, biological process: cilium assembly.